Notechis scutatus (mainland tiger snake) is the source of this 1628-nucleotide messenger RNA. The record is from RefSeq and is a predicted model, not a curated record. NCBI's taxonomy places the organism in Eukaryota, Metazoa, Chordata, Lepidosauria, Squamata, Elapidae.
AUGAAUCUCCAUCUUACUUUCAGGAGGAUUGGCAGCCUUGAUGUACACAGACACAGUCCAGACUUUUGUCAUGGUUGGAGGUGCUUUCAUCCUAAUGGGUUUUGCCUUCAAUGAAAUCGGAGGUUAUCAAGGAUUAUUUGACAAAUAUAUGGAGGCAAUUCCCAAGCAGACACUGUCACCCAUCCCUGCCCUCUACAACAUCUCGUCUUCCUGCUACCUGCCCCGUGAAGACUCCUUCCACAUGAUCAGAGAUGCCACCACUAGCGAUCUGCCCUGGCCAGCUGUCAUCCUCGGUCUUUCCAUCAACUCUAUCUGGUAUUGGUGCAGUGACCAGGUCAUAGUACAGAGGUGCCUGGCUGGAAAGAACUUGACCCAUGUCAAAGCUGGCUGCAUCCUUUGUGGGUACCUCAAACUACUACCGAUGUUCCUCAUGGUAAUGCCUGGCAUGAUGAGCCGGAUCCUGUAUCCAGAUGAAGUAGCUUGCAUCAUUCCAGAUGAAUGCAAGAAAAUAUGUGGCACAGAAGUUGGGUGUUCUAACAUUGCCUAUCCAAAAUUGGUUGUGUCUCUCAUGCCAAAUGGCCUUCGGGGGCUGAUGUUAGCAGUGAUGCUGGCAGCCCUCAUGAGCUCCCUAGCCUCCAUCUUCAACAGCAGCGGUACCCUCUUCACCAUGGACAUCUACAAACGCUUGAGACCCCAAGCCAAGGAGAGGGAGCUGUUGAUUGUGGGCCGGGUGUGGAUCUUUCUGCUUGUGGGGAUCAGCAUUGCAUGGAUCCCUGUGGUACAGGUUGCCCAAGGUGGACAGCUCUUUGACUAUAUCCAGUCCAUCAGCAGUUAUCUGGCCCCACCCAUUGCUGCCAUUUUUCUCCUUGGAGUUUUUGUCAAAAGGCUUAAUGAGCAGGGUGCAUUCUGGGGCAUGAUGGGAGGACUAGCCAUCGGCAUGGCUCGAAUGAUCCCAGAAUUCAUCUAUGGAACAGGUAGCUGUCUCUUCCCAAGCAACUGCCCUCGCCUGAUCUGUGGGGUCCACUACCUUUACUUUGCCAUUAUCCUAUUCUUGGCCACAGCUGCCAUUGCAGUGGGGGUCUCGCUCUGCACUUCACCAAUUCCUGAUAAACAUCUACAUCGCCUGGUAUUCAGCCUCAGGCACAGUAAAGAGACACGGAUCAAUCUGGAUACAGAAGAGGAGGAGGAGGAAGCAAAACGGCGGCAGCAGCGGCAAGCAGAGAAUGCAGCCACCGGGAAUGGAAGACCAGAGCUGGUCCUAGAAGUGGAUGAUCCCAAAACAAUGACCUCCUGUGGCCGACUAUGCCAAGGCCUAGCCUGGUUUUGUGGGAUGAAUUCUGGCAGCCCAAAGGAACCAGAACUGAACCCAGAAGAGAAGGACAAGGAUCUCCAGCAUCUGGCAGGCAUCACAGAGCACACGCUCUGGAAGCAAGUAGUCAACAUUAAUGCUGUGAUCAUGAUGGCCCUGGCCAUCUUCAUGUGGGCCUUCUAUGCCUGAGGAUCCUCAACAGCUCAAUAGAAUAUGUUGCUCACCAACCUUAUUACAGCUACAUCCCAUCAACCCAUCAAUCCCAGAGAACAACAGGAGCAAAAAGAUGGCACCAGGAGGGACUGUCUAACAGUCAUCU